Molecule: messenger RNA, 1029 nt
Organism: Geodia barretti
Lineage: Eukaryota; Metazoa; Porifera; Demospongiae; Tetractinellida; Geodiidae
Source: the annotation of a GenBank genome assembly
AUGCAGCGAGAUCAGCAGCUGACGACAGAGGAAGACUAUCUCGAUGGUGUAGAGGAGGAGUCCUUCUUUCAGGACAUUGACUCUCUACAGAACCACGGCAUCAACGUGGCAGACAUCAAGAAGCUAAAGUCAUCCGGGAUAUGCACCAUCAAGGGCAUCCAGAUGACCACCAGGAAGAAGCUGCUGGCAAUAAAGGGAAUCUCCGAGGCAAAGGUGGACAAGAUAAAGGAGGCGACGGGUAAAAUGACUACCAACGGGUUCCAGACUGCACUGGAGUACAGCGACAAGAGGAAGCAGGUGUUUCGAAUCUCGUCGGGGAGCGAGGAGCUGGACAAGCUCCUGGGUGGAGGGAUGGAGAGCAUGGCCAUCACAGAGGUUUUUGGUGAAUUCAGAACCGGGAAGACCCAGCUCUCGCACACUCUGUGCGUCACCACACAGCUCCCCGGGAAGAACGGGUACUCGGGAGGCAAAGUCGUGUUCAUUGACACCGAGAACACGUUCAGACCGGACCGUCUCAAGGAGAUUGCAGACCGAUUCAACUUGGACCACGGCGCCAUGCUCGACAACGUCCUGUACGCCAGAGCCUACACCAGCGAGCACCAGAUGGAGCUGCUAGACUGCGUGGCGGCAAAGUUCCACGAGGAACCCGGCGUGUUCAAGCUCCUAAUCGUCGACUCGAUCAUGGCACUGUUCCGAGUGGAUUUCUCCGGCCGGGGAGAGCUGGCCGACCGACAGCAGAAACUGGCUCAGAUGCUCUCGCGGCUCCAGAAGAUUUCCGAGGAGUACAACGUGGCGGUGUUUAUCACCAACCAAAUGACGGCCGAUCCCGGAGCGACCAUGAGUUUUCAGGCCGACCCCAAGAAACCCAUCGGAGGAAACAUCAUUGCUCAUGCCUCGACUACCAGGAUCAGUCUGAGAAAGGGGAGGGGCGAGAUGAGAAUUGCCAAGAUAUACGACAGCCCCGACAUGCCAGAGAGCGAGGCCACUUUCUCAAUUACCGGCGGUGGCAUCGCAGACGCUAAGGAAUAA